AUGUUGCUUCUGUGUGCGUGCGUGCAGCGACGAGCGCACACAGCAACGGCUGUGCCCGUCCGCCGCACUCCCCGCCCCUACAUCGACCCUCGUCUGCUCGACGACAUGGGCUCGGGCGGCGGGUGCGGCGCCAAACGGCGAGCCGGAUCCCCGUGCGAGGGCGGCGGCAAAGUCGCGCGCUGGGAAGACUCGAUAGCGCGGCUGGAGGCCGUGGCCGCGGGUGCCGGCGGCGGAGAGUGCUGGCGCGGCGAAGACGAAGAGCGGCGCGCCUGCCGCCGGCGCUGGUGCGGCGGCUGGUGUGGCGCGCACGACACUAUCCGUGCCGAGAACGGCAAGUCCUACCUCGAGUUGGGCGGUGCGGCCGCGCGGGCCUGUUGCGAUGGCAGGGCCGCAGGCCGAUGCGCCUCGCGCCGUUGCUAUCGCGAAAGACGCCUAAAGAUGAUGAACCUUUGCGCGCUGAAAUUGGCGCGAUUCCGUCAGACGGCGGAUCCCUCGUUACGGCGCUCGGUGCUCGUGUGCAAUACCUUGCGCGGCAUCGAGCGGGAGAUGGAACGCGAGAGCGCCGAGGAGGCGCCUUUCGAACCCGCGGGCGUUGCGGGUGGUGUGACACGCUGCGAGCUGCUGGGUGCGCGAGACCCGGCCGCCGGGCGCGCCACUCCCUUCCCUGCAUCGGCGCCGCCCGACCGAGACUCGGGCUACGGCGACGAGGAACAGCGCAGCAUCGACUGGGGCUCCGUGCUGAGCCUGUCCUCCCGCUCUGCGCUCGACCCCCCCGAGGAGACGUGGCCCGACGACUGGGGCUGGAGCGAGGACAGUUUCGUGCGGCUACUGGUGCCGACGAGUUAG
This is a messenger RNA of Pieris macdunnoughi, 846 nucleotides long. The record is from the annotation of a GenBank genome assembly. Lineage: Eukaryota; Metazoa; Arthropoda; Insecta; Lepidoptera; Pieridae.